Lotus japonicus is the source of this 1548-nucleotide messenger RNA. Its product is annotated as embryogenesis-associated protein EMB8. The transcript has 8 exons. Lineage: Eukaryota; Viridiplantae; Streptophyta; Magnoliopsida; Fabales; Fabaceae. Gene Ontology annotation, molecular function: monoacylglycerol lipase activity; short-chain carboxylesterase activity. The record is from RefSeq and is a predicted model, not a curated record. The coding region runs from base 19 to 1287 and encodes 422 amino acids.
CAACAAUAAGGCUUUAACAUGGCAAAGUCAGUGAUGGCCUCCACGCCAUUCCUUUCUUGUCCUCCUCCAUACAACAAUGCACUAAUCAGAUCCCUCCACUUGUCUCCUCCUCCUUCUUCCUCUUUCUUCGCCGUAACCAUGUCCACCACCACCAUCCCACACCCACACCCCUCCUUCGAAAUCCUCGGAGGCGCACGUGACCGUUUCCUCCCUGCUCUCCCCUUCUUGGCUCGUCCCUACCACCCUUUCCCCUUCCUUGCUUGGAACCGCCACAUAGAGACCAUCUUCGCCUCCUUCUUCCGCUCCACCCCCGACGUCAAGCUCCGCCGUCAGUGCCUCAGAACCCAGGACGGCGGCGCUGUCGCUCUUGACUGGGUUUCCGGUGAUGACCCAAGUUUACCCCCCGAUUCUCCUCUCCUCAUUCUGCUGCCAGGCCUGACUGGAGGUAGUGGGGAUUCUUAUGUGAGGCACUUGUUAGCUAGAGCUCGGAGUAAAGGGUGGCGUGUUGUGGUAUUCAAUAGUCGUGGUUGUGGAGAUAGCCCUGUUACCACUCCUCAGUUCUAUUCAGCUUCGUUUUUAGGGGAUAUGCAUGAGGUUGUUUCCCAUGUCUCUGCUAGAUAUCCCGAGGCCAAUUUAUAUGCUGUUGGUUGGUCACUAGGGGCAAACAUUCUAGUUCGUUACUUGGGUCAGGAAUCCCUCAACAGCCCUAUUUCUGGUGCUGUAUCAUUGUGUAAUCCUUUCAAUUUGGUUGUGGCAGAUGAGGACUUCCGAAAGGGCUUUAACAUUGUUUAUGACAAGGCUCUUUCAAAGGCUCUCUGCAAGAUUUUCAAAAAGCAUGCUUUACUCUUUGAAGAUAUAGGUGGUGAUUAUAAUAUUCCUAUGGCAGCGAACGCCAAGUCUGUUAGGGAGUUUGAUGAUGGAUUGACUCGUGUUUCUUUUGGAUUCAAGUCCGUGGAUGAAUACUAUUCUAAUUCAAGCAGCUCGGAUUCCAUAAAACAUGUCCAAACCCCUCUGCUUUGCAUCCAGGCAGCCAAUGAUCCGAUUGCUCCAAAUAGGGGCAUUCCUCGUGAAGAUAUCAAGGAAAAUCCAAACUGCUUGUUAAUAGUGACACCUAAUGGUGGCCAUUUGGGAUGGGUUGCUGGUGAUGAAGCUCCAGUUGGAGCCCCUUGGACUGAUCCUCUAGUAAUGGAUUUUCUUCAACAUCUAGAAAAUAGAGAAGCAGUUAAAGCCCCAAACACCUCUAGUAACAAAGGAGAUAAAGAGACCUUGUACCACCUGCAAGUGUAGUGUGGCGCUUAGCACUUUGCAGGGUGUAUAUUUCAUUUUUUAUACAUGGAAUUCUUGAAUAUUCUUCAACAUAUUUGUAGUCCCCGGAAGCAACAGGGAUUCUAGCAGAACAUGGAUGCUCAGAGAAAGUAAAUAGAAAUAAUAAUUGUGGAACAAGCUUAGUGCUGUAAUUGGCUUAACAUUCAUUACCUGUAAUUUAUUUAUGGAAUUUUCUAAAUUGUAUUACCUGAUUUGUUUUAUGAAACUUUAUUAUUACACUUC